GGAAAACUCACCCAGCUCUCGGGAGCGUUGCUUAGCUUCUGUUUCUUGUGCGAGUUGCUAAACGUGUCCAUGACUGGAAGUGGUGAACGGCUGAUUACACCGGAAACCUCUUUAGUAACAACAAGAUGACAAACAGCUGGUUUCUGACAGACUGUUAUAUGUUUAUUGGAAGGGUUCAGGUAUCUCCAGUCAAUGGAGUAGUAGCCCGAAGCCGGGGAGCCUUGCUGGCACUACAACCGGGAAGAGCUUCCACAGCAGAGCCACGUAACCGGGGACGUAGUGACGUACUUCCUGCGUUAGCGUCAGACAGUGGUCUCUCCAAAUGCACCAAAACUGAUCUGAGGACAGCGCCUCUGGAUUAGAGGGGAUGCUCGGCAGGAGGCGGGAUACAGGCAGGAUGGAUCUGAGAACAUGCGGUGGACAACUGGGAGGAGCGCUCUCUCAAAUAGCGAGCGGCACUGUGGUGAGACGUAACAGUCCCAGUCAGAUCACAGCAGCGACCAAACAGCACGCAGCAUCACGGAUUCAAGGAAUUACAAGUACAGGAAGAGGCAAGAGGAGGCCCGAGCAAAGGCAGCUGAAAAGCCUCAACCCAGAGGAGUGGUGUCUGUGGAUGGACAGUGCAGGCACCAAUGGCAUCGCAGGAGCUUGUGAUUGCAAGAGACCCUACCACUGACAAUCUGAAUCCAGGAAUGGAGGGUGGGGCUGUGCCCAGUGGCAAUAAAACCUGUCCUGUCCACACCCCUGGAGAGGAGUCAAAGAGAGGCUUUCGAAAAGGCCUAGGGAGGCACAAUGACUACGUGAAGAUCUCUGUACCGGACUCCAAGGUUAAUCGUCUGCCAAUGGAGUGGUGGAAGACAAUGGUUGCCUUCUUUUACGCUGGUUUUAACUUGGUCCUGACCACAGUCGUCAUAACCAUAGUCCAUGAGAGGGUCCCACCCAAAGAGAGCAGCCCGCCUCUCCCUGAUAAGUUCUUUGACUAUAUCGACAGGGUCAACUGGGCUUUUACUGUGACAGAGAUCAAUGGCAUGGUGCUACUAGCCAUUUGGCUAAUUCAGUUGUUCUUCUUCAGAUACAAGUCAAUAGCAAGCAGGCGGUUCUUCUUCCUUAUUGGCACCCUGUACUUGUACCGCUGCGUCACUAUGUACAUCACCACCCUGCCUGUACCUGGCAUGCACAUGACUUGUGCUCCUAAGCUCCAUGGAGACUCCCAGGCAAAAAUCCAGAGGAUCCUGCGCCUGGUCUCAGGAGGAGGUCUGUCCAUUACGAACUCCCAUCUCUUGUGUGGAGAUUUCCUCUACAGUGGACACACUGUGAUGCUCACUCUCACCUACCUGUUUAUUAAGGAAUAUUCACCACGGUCGUUUUGGUGGUAUCAUCUGAUGUGCUGGCUGCUGAGUGCUGUGGGUGUGGUGUGUAUCUUGGUGGCACAUGAGCACUACAGCGUGGAUGUGGUCGUGGCUUAUUUCAUCACCUCUCGUCUCUUCUGGUGGUACCACACCAUGGCCAACUUACAGACUCUGAAGUGCUCGCCGAACAACUACCUCACCAACACCUGGUGGAACCCGUUUUUCAACUUCCUGGAGAAGAACGUCCAAACCUCUGUUCCAUGCUCGUACAGCUGGCCCAUCACCUGGCCUCCUGCAUGCCUUAAGAACCCCUGCAAGAAGUACUCCAUGGUACAGAGCACACGAGAAGAGUGAUGUGACCCUGACGCCCCAGCAUUCUUGCCUGAUAAACCACAGAAAUCGUAUUCCUUUGUUCAGUCUUAUCAAACGGACAGGGACACAAUGGUACCAAAAAUAUCAUUACUUUGAAAGAAAUGUUUCUGCAAACAUGUUAAGAAGGGUAAAUGUGUUUUCUCUGUGUUCUUUGUAUAUGUAAUUUAUUUAUAUGAUAAAAGUCCUGCAAAGUCAUCUUUGUUUUAGUAUCUGUUAUUUGUGUCAGCUCCUAGUAGUGGACAGUUUGUUGCAAAUGUAUUGUAUAUUCAUUAUAUUUGCAAAUCUUGAUUUUAUAUCUGCUGCCGUAACUAUUUUGUAUGUGUUGACGGGGUUUACCUCAUUAUGAUUUUAAUAUGCUCAAGUCACACGGUGCCUUAGUGUGUUCAAUGUCAGUAUUUGUCCAAAAACUGCCAUUACCAGCUUUGGAUUUGUUUUUUUUUCUAUAAGAGAUUUUUUUAAUUAUCAAAAACUUUAUUAUUUCGGUAGCAUUGAGUAUGUACUGUAAAUCGGAGCUCUUAGAGUUGUGAAAUUAUAUUAAAAUGUCCCCAUACUAAA
Notolabrus celidotus (New Zealand spotty) is the source of this 2276-nucleotide messenger RNA. It is a transcript of the gene sgms2a, whose product is annotated as sphingomyelin synthase 2a. Gene Ontology annotation, cellular component: endoplasmic reticulum membrane; Golgi membrane. Gene Ontology annotation, molecular function: sphingomyelin synthase activity; ceramide cholinephosphotransferase activity. The transcript has 7 exons. Gene Ontology annotation, biological process: sphingomyelin biosynthetic process; ceramide biosynthetic process. Bases 633 to 1703 code for a protein of 356 amino acids. NCBI's taxonomy places the organism in Eukaryota, Metazoa, Chordata, Actinopteri, Labriformes, Labridae. The record is from RefSeq and is a predicted model, not a curated record.